This is a messenger RNA of Impatiens glandulifera, 1633 nucleotides long. Its product is annotated as histone-lysine N-methyltransferase ASHR2. NCBI's taxonomy places the organism in Eukaryota, Viridiplantae, Streptophyta, Magnoliopsida, Ericales, Balsaminaceae. The transcript has a single exon. Gene Ontology annotation, molecular function: protein binding. The record is from RefSeq and is a predicted model, not a curated record. The coding region runs from base 153 to 1403 and encodes 416 amino acids.
CACUAUCACUUAAAUUUCUCCAGCCGCCGCUCGUCGGCGAAAUUCAUUGUUUACGUUCUCCUCCUCAAAAUCUCUCCUCUCUCUCCUCUCGAUCACGUCUAUUGAGAUCCUUAUUGUUGCUUCUCUCUCUUCUUCCAUUUUCUCAUUAUCAAAUGGGAUUUCAAGCAGCCGUAAAUAUUACCGAAAUCGCAGGAAGAGGUAGAUCACUGGUUACCUCUCAGCCGUUAAGGGCCGGCCAAAUCGUCCUCAAAGAUUCACCUCUCAUUCUCUACUCCGCAUCUCCAUUCAUUAAAUCCUCCUCCCCUGAAGAAAAACCCAGCAAAGGUUGCUACUGUUCUCAUUGCUUCAAAGCUACAAUUUUCCGGCAAUCGGAGAAUCAAUCAUUCGUUCCUUGCCCUUCAUGCUCGAAUUCCACUGAUUGGGUACUUUUCUGUAGCCCUAAUUGCCAAUCAUCAGCCUCUGUUACUUCCCACACUCCUUGGGUCUGUCAAGCUUUAAGCCGCCUUAGAGAUGGGUUUUCUUCAUCAAAUCUUCAGCAACAGCUAGAAUGUCAAGUUCAGGCGCGGUUUCUCGUCGCCGCGUAUAAUCUCGCCGUUAUUUCUCCGGCGAAUUUCAUGAUUCUUCUUUCACUUCAGGGUUCUUCUUCUUCCUCUCUUAAACUGGAUGAUUCAACUGUUUUUCUUCAUUCCCUCAUAUCCAACAUCUGCCCUCCCAUAAUCCCCAGCUCUGCUGGAUUCUCCUUCUCACCUGAGUUAACGGCUGCGUUGCUCUCUAAGGACAAGCUUAAUGCAUUCGGGUUGAUGGAACCGUUUGCAGAGAAGAAAGAGAGAUCCGUCCGGGCUUAUGGUAUAUACCCUAAUGCAUCGUUCUUUAAUCAUGAUUGUCUCCCAAAUGCCUGUAGGUUUGAUUAUUUGGAUGCUGAUGGAGGCGAGAUGAAUAAUACAGAUAUCAUAGUUAGAGUUAUACAUGAUCUUCCUCAAGGAAGGGAGAUCUGCUUGAGCUAUUUCCCUGUCAAUCUUUGUUAUUCCGAUAGGCAAAAGAGGUUAAAAGAGGAUUAUGGGUUCACAUGCUGCUGUGAUAGGUGUAAGGUGGAGGCAAAUUGGAAGGAGGAAGUGGAGGUGGAGGAGGAAGAUGAAGAGGACAUGGAUGAAGAUGCGGAUGAAAUGAUGGAUGAAGGUGAAAAUGAUUUCCCACAUCAAUAUUUCUUCUUGCGAUACAUGUGUGGCAGAAAGAAUUGCGGGGGUACAUUGGCUCCUGUGGCUCCAUCAAGCUCGGAGCCUUCGACAUUGAUGGAAUGCAAUGUCUGUGGCAAAUUGAAGAGCGAAGAAGAAGAUGAUGAUGAUGAUGAUGAUGAUGGAGAAGAAGGGUCUAUGGAUGAUGGUGAUGAUGCAUUUGACACUUGAGCUUUCUUUCUAAGGUAAUGUAACUUUGAUUUUCACUUUUAUUUAUGUAUUUGGGAUUCUUACUUAGAAUUUUUGGAUGGAACUAACAUGAUGUCUUCAUGUUUGUAUCUUCUUCUACUUCGUAUUAUUAAUGAAAUGAAAGAAUGAAUUAAUGUAAUGGGGUUGUUUUUUUAGUAUGCAUAGAUAUUUUUUCAAAUGAAUUAUGAUAUUGGAAAAUUUAUAUUUGUUAU